UGUACAAAGGGUAGAGCUAUAUACACUCAGUGUACAAAGGGUAGAGCUAUAUACCCGCAGUGUUCAAGGGGUAAAGCUAUUUACACUCAGUGUACAAAGGGUAGAGCUAUAUACACUCAGUGUUCAAAGGACAAAGCUAUAUACACUCAGUGUACAAAGGGUAGAGCUAUAUACACUCAGUGUACAUAG
Lottia gigantea (owl limpet) is the source of this 189-nucleotide messenger RNA. RefSeq lists its product as hypothetical. NCBI's taxonomy places the organism in Eukaryota, Metazoa, Mollusca, Gastropoda, Lottiidae. The transcript has a single exon. The record is from RefSeq and is a predicted model, not a curated record. The annotation marks the transcript as partial.